UGAAGAUGCUCAAAAGGGAGAAGUACCAUUUGGUGAUCUUUGUGAUAUUUCUUCAUUUUUUGUUUGUUUGUGUUAAUGGUAAGCACUUUGUGCUGGUGCAUGGAGCUUUUCAUGGUGCAUGGUGUUGGUAUAAGGUGGCUGAUCAACUGAAAUCAGAAGGUGAGAAUGUGACAAGUCUAGACAUGGCAGCAUGUGGUGUGAAUACAAAGCAGAGUGAAGAAGUUGAUUCAGUUUCAGAAUAUCAUAAGCCUUUGAUCACAUUCUUGGCCUCUCUUCCUCCACAGGAAAAGGUCAUUCUUGUAGGUCAUAGUCUUGGAGGGCUAUCAGUAUCCCUUGCCAUGGAAAAAUACCCUCAGAAAAUCUCUGUUGCAGUUUUCAUCACUGCAGCUGUUGUCACUCACAACCUCACCUUCCUUGCUUUUCUUCAAGAGGCAAAUAGAAGAUUGGGAAAUGCUUUGCUAGAACAAUACUUCAUAUUGGAUGGAAACAAAGCUCCAAUCCUCUCAUCAAUUGGAGUUGAAUUUUUUAGAUCAAGAUUGUACCAACUAUCAACAACCGAGGAUCUAACACUUGCAGUAUCUUUGGUGAGACCUUUACCUCCCUUUAUGAGUGAUGUAAAAUUAUUGGAAAAACAAAGUGCAGUAAGCAAGAAGAGGAAUGGAAGGGUUUCUAAAGUGUUCAUAAUUGCUGAAAAAGAUAAUUUGAUACCAAAGGAGUUUCAAAGGUGGAUAAUUCAGAACACUGGUCCAUUUGCUGAUGUCAAAAAGAUAAAGAAUUCAGACCAUAUGGUCAUGAUUUCCAAACCAAAAGAGCUUGCUUUGGAACUGUUAAAGAUUGCUUACAAAUUUUAACUUCAAUAAUAUGGUAAU
Molecule: messenger RNA, 869 nt
Organism: Vigna radiata var. radiata (mung bean)
Lineage: Eukaryota; Viridiplantae; Streptophyta; Magnoliopsida; Fabales; Fabaceae
Product: salicylic acid-binding protein 2-like
Exons: 3
Coding region: 6-851 (281 amino acids)
Biological process (GO): salicylic acid metabolic process; jasmonic acid metabolic process
Molecular function (GO): methyl salicylate esterase activity; methyl jasmonate esterase activity; methyl indole-3-acetate esterase activity
Source: RefSeq, a predicted model, not a curated record